Synchytrium microbalum is the source of this 3105-nucleotide messenger RNA. RefSeq lists its product as uncharacterized. Gene Ontology annotation, cellular component: ribosome; cytosolic large ribosomal subunit. NCBI's taxonomy places the organism in Eukaryota, Fungi, Chytridiomycota, Chytridiomycetes, Synchytriales, Synchytriaceae. Gene Ontology annotation, biological process: cytoplasmic translation. Gene Ontology annotation, molecular function: structural constituent of ribosome; RNA binding. The record is from RefSeq and is a predicted model, not a curated record. The transcript has 9 exons. The coding region runs from base 1 to 3105 and encodes 1034 amino acids.
AUGGGUCGUGUUAUUCGAGCCCAAAGGAAGGGUAAAGGUGGUAUUUUCGUAUCUCACGUCAAGAGAAGGGUUGGAGCUGCUAAGCUCCGUCCAUUGGAUUACGCUGAACGACACGGAUACAUUCGAGGUCUAGUCAAGGAAAUCAUCCAUGAUCCAGGUCGUGGGGCUCCAUUGGCCCGUGUGGUUUUCCGUGAUCCAUACCGAUACAAACUGAGGGAAGAAAUGUUUGUUGCUACUGAAGGAAUGUUUACUGGCCAAUUCGUAUACUGUGGCAAAAAGGCAACUCUCAACGUCGGUAACGUGUUACCACUUGAAUGUAUGCCCGAAGGAACAAUCAUUUGCAACGUUGAAGAAAAGACUGGAGAUCGAGGCGCAUUAGCCCGUACAUCCGGAAACUAUGCCACCAUCAUUGGUCACAACCCAGACCAAGGAAUCACUCGUAUCAAACUGCCAUCAGGUGCUAAAAAAGUAGUCAUGGGUAACUGUCGUGCUACAGUCGGUAUUGUUGCUGGUGGUGGAAGAAUUGAUAAACCAAUGUUGAAGGCUGGUCGUGCUCAUCACAAGUUCCGUGUCAAGAGAAACUCUUGGCCAAAGACUCGUGGUGUUGCUAUGAAUCCUGUUGAUCACCCUCACGGAGGUGGUAACCAUCAACAUAUUGGUCACGCUUCUACUGUUGCUCGAUCUGCUCCUCCAGGUCAAAAAGUUGGUCUCAUUGCUGCCAGGAGAACCGGUCUGCUCCGUGGUACUAAGAAGAGACGCCAACGCAUCAUGAGGAUACAGCUACUGUUAAUUCUUAUUGCCGUAACAGAUGCAGUUGUCGUACCGCAGCUCACUGUCCUUCCUGUUUACGGGAGUUCAGAAUGUGGAUUCUAUGCCAAUAUCAAUAUGACAAGAGAAGGACUAACCCUUCCCAUCCUAAUCGACACAUCAUCCUCGGACUUGGCAAUACUUACAAGAGCUUCGUGUUCAUCAUGUAAUACCACGUAUCAGCCGACAAUACCGACACCAUCAAUCACUGCUGUGAAUAAUUACACGACUGGAAGUCUUUCUGGACGUGUUGUACACGAGGAUGUGGCUGUUGGUGAUAUUUUGAUGCCAAACUUGCCAAUGAUGGCUAUUGAUGCUAUUACAGGGAGUGCAUUGAAGACAUGUACGAGUGCCUCCGUGCCUGCGUCAAGAGGAAUCAUGGGACUUGGAGCAUCACGACUUGCCAAUUCGUUUAUAUCGUCGACGGGAUUCAUACAUGGAAUCAGCAAUUUGGCUGUGGAUGCAUUCGCGCUUCAGAUAUGCAAGAAUGAUGCUGUAACGAGGCUGAAUGUUACGUCGUCGGGACAUUUAUGGAUUGGUGGAUGGGAUUCAUCCUUUUUUGCGCCGUCAACGGAUUUGAUGACUUUGGAUCUUGUUACUGCACGAGGCUAUUACGGAUUGAAUGUGACGAACUUUAGUCUUUCGUCUGGGUCGAAUUACAUAAGCAGUGUUUCGCUAAUGAGUGUUGCAGAAACUUCGUGUAGUCAAGGGACGUGUAUAUUGGAUUCAACAAGCAGUGAACUUGGUCUGCCACCUACAACCUAUUCGACACUCGUCAGCAAACUACAAUCAUCUUCAGCCAUAAUAUUUCCAUCUAAUACUUCAGCAUCGACUCUCUUUUGGAGUGCAGGCUACAUCAUUGUGUCAAGUACUGCGAUGACUUCCGACAACAUCACUCUGUCUCUCACCAUAUCUGGAACCAACAAUGUGACUAUAAAUUCAUCAUCCUUUAUAUCGUCAGUAGCAUGUGGAUCGUCCUGUCUCACAACUAGGGACACUUCAAUACUCCCUUAUUCUCGACAAUCUCUACCAUGGAUAACCACCGACUCAAACUGUGAUCCAACAUCCGGAACACCACUGUCAGCCAACUGCAGACUCUAUUUCCGCUCAGGCCUCUCAUCUCAAUUAUCCGGUAUAACACUUGGCCUCCCACUAUUCUACAACCGAGUGCUUGUGUUUGAUCUAGCCAACUCGGCACUUAAACUGGCAUCUGGAAUCAAUUGCAGUGCCAGUGGUACGCUAUCUGGGAUGAUUGAUACUGCUAAUGCGUCGAGUGUGGGAUAUGUGGUUGUGAUUUCUGCUCUUGGAGGUAGUUGUGGUGCAAUAGUUUUGGGAAUAGCAGGGUUUUCAUUAAUGAGGCGCCGUGAAACUAUUCAUAAACCAACUCCCAUACUACCAGUUACUACCAGUUUUAUGUCAGUAGACCCAAACCAACAUCAACUCAACAUCAGCCAAAAUGGAAAGAACCUUGUAGAGGAUACCAAUCUAUUCGAAACAGCUUCCACUCUGGUCUUUGGUCAUUCUAACGCUACUACUGCUACUCAAUUGCCUUACCCAACUCCAUACGAGCAAAGUUUACACGACUUCUCGUUGCCCUCCAACUCCAAUCCACUUGCUACGCCCGAAUACACUCCUUUAUUCGAUACUUUUGAUACUCCCGUUGCCGGUGACGACUGUCUCUUCCCCGAGUUUGGAGAAAGCUAUCCCAACUUGACAGAACUCGCCAACGCUGCAUUCGAACCCAACUUGGUCGAUCUCUUUUUGCCGCUCAACGAACUCGCCGCCGCUCAAUCGUACUUCCCAGACGUAAACCCAAUUAUAAAUAGCAACGACAUCAAUACUUUCCUCGCUGCCUUCCACCAGGGCAAUGUCGAUCCAUUCACUGUCGCCCAGGCUUUUGCUACCACUUUGCCGACUAAGCACGAUAACGAGAACGAGUCUCGAAACGACUCGCCCACUCCAUCUACUUCCACUGGUCGAAGACGAGCUUCUCAAGGUGUUAUCAAAAAGAAGAGAACUCCUUCAACUUGGUACACUUGUGACUUCCCUGACUGUCAAUAUGGUACUUCUCGGGCUUCCAAUUUGCGAGACCACGUUGGAAUCCAUGAUCCAAAUCGAGAAAAGCCAUUCAAGUGCCCAUGUGGGAAGUCUUUUCCUCGAAACUCAGACCUGGUUCGACACAACAAGAGCCAUGUCAAGCAAAAGAGUUUCAAGUGCGGCCAAUGCCCCUCGUCGUUCUCUCGACUGGACUCUCUUGCCAGGCACGAACGAGACCGCCACGGCUCCUUAGAUGGUUAA